AUGAAGGCUCGGUCGAUUUUUUGUCUUGGAAUUGUUACUGGCACUGGUUUCGCUCAAGAUGUUUUCGAACCCUCCGACUUCAAUGUUACCGACGCCCUCAUUGCCAAUGGUGUCGACGUGUCAGCCCUACCAGAACUGGCUAACUUGACCGAGAAACGGUCGCUUUCCAAUCCUUGCGCCGUAGCUUGCAACUCACUCAAGCUUAUCUUCGGAAGCAAGAUCCUUACGAGCGGAUCGGCCGAUUACGAUGCUUUCACAAGCGCAUACUGGUCAACACAGACGGCCUCGGUAGAACCCUACUGUGUAUUCAAGCCUGAUAAAGCGCUUGAUGUAUCAACAGUUGUCCUACUCUCUCGCCUCACACAGUGCCCUUUCGCAAUAAAGGGUGGUGGCCACACCGGCUUUCCUGGCGCAUCAAGCAUAGAAGGCGGCAUCACUGUUUCUCUGGAGAACAUGAACGAGAUCACGCUUUCCAGUGACAAGAAGACCGCCGCAAUUGGACCGGGAAAUCGUUGGGGUGCAGUGUACACGAAGCUUGCAGAACAAGGCCUCACAGUCAUUGGCGGUCGAGCCUCGGACGUCGGACUUGGCCUUGUUCUUGGAGGUGGAGUAUCUCACCAUUCCAACAUAUACGGAUUUGCCUGUGACAAUGUUGCAUUCUUCGAGGUAGUCACCGCCUCGGGCAUAAUUCUGACUGUUACGCCCACGCAGUUCCCUGACCUGUACUGGGCUCUCCGUGGUGGAGGCAACAACUUCGGGGUGGUCACAAAAUUCAAUCUUGAGACCGUCCCUCAAGGUCUGAUGUGGGGUGGUACCCGCAUUCAUCUUCAGCCCGAUUAUCCAAAGUUAAUCGACGCUUUCGCAACAAUGGUUGAGAGUGCACCUUCAGACCCUAAAGCGGUACAGAUCCUCUCCUUUGCGGUCACAGCGGGCUCCCCCGCUGCGCAAAUUCAGCUUGAAUAUCUUCAGCCUGUGGAUGAAUCCAAUCCUCCGACUAUUCUUAAGCAGUACCUGUCUAUUCCUCCGGUUAUGGCCAGCACACUGAACCGCACCCUAACAUCGGACACUGACAUGCUCAGUGCGCAAAUGCCUGCGGGUCACCGUUACUCCUUCUGGGCCGGCACUUUCAAGCUUGACCGCGAUUUCAUGACCUGGAUGCAGGAGCGGCACCAGAAAGACGUGGGCUCCCUUCCGGAUCAAGGCUCUCUGACAUUCCAGGCUUUCACUGUUCCCGCGCUCUCCCAAAUGAGCAAAAAGGGGGGAAAUGCCCUCGGUCUGGAUCCUGCUGACGGACCUCUGUUCCAUGUCCUUCUCUACAUGGUCUGGGAUGACAAGACCAAAGACGAAGCGCUCAACAAGGCUGCAGGUGAUUUCAUGAGUGCUGCAAAACAGGAGGCAAAGAACAGGGGAUUAUACCACAGGUACAUCUACAUGAACUAUGCAGGGCCUUAUCAGAACGUCGUUCCAGGCUACGGAGAAGAGAGUCUGUCAAGGCUCCAGAAGGUCGCAAAGAAGUACGAUCCAGCUGCCGUGUUCCAGAAACUACAGCCUGGUGGAUACAAGCUAGAAGGAGCACCGUACGGAGAGGUUGUGUAG
Messenger RNA from Ascochyta rabiei, 1596 nucleotides. RefSeq lists its product as uncharacterized. The transcript is spliced from 2 exons. The record is from RefSeq and is a predicted model, not a curated record. Gene Ontology annotation, molecular function: FAD binding. The coding region runs from base 1 to 1596 and encodes 531 amino acids. NCBI's taxonomy places the organism in Eukaryota, Fungi, Ascomycota, Dothideomycetes, Pleosporales, Didymellaceae.